CGAGAUCCAACAGUUACUGUGUUUUGUACCAACAAUGUCAUUCCAACAUAUCCAAAAUCUCAUGUGUUUUUUUUCGAGUUUUGACAAGACCAAGCAGGUCCCAUAAACAAAAAAAAAAAACACAGGCGAUUAUUUCGGUUAUCGGCACAAAGAAGUGUCGCCCAGAGUCAGGGCUGACCGAGGCGUCUUGUCGAGCAUAGGUGACGUCAUUUGCUGGAUGUUAUCAGCUGGUAGGCACAGACGGAGUACAAACAGUGACAUGCCUCCUUCGAGAUACCAAGAAGUUUGGCGGGUAUUAGAUGCAUAAUUUUGCAGGAAAGCCAUUUAUUUUUUAUAUGACGCUCUCUAGUCUCAAAGUCAAACGACAGUUUGUUUGAUUUAAAUAUCCGUGAUAAAUACUACUCUUUCUUGUGUCUGUUGCUCAAAACCUCCAUCGCAUACAUUCAGGCGUUUUUGUUUCAUCACGCACACGCAACCAUGCCGACCAACGAACCAAACCUCCAACAUGAAGCUGCCGAACAAGACCUUGGCCGGAGCUCAAACUACAAGCUUCAGCUUGACCAGGCAGCCAAAGAUGCACUAAAGUCCCCGAGUGAAUUAAAAAAAUCGCCCACUCCCCCUGCGAACCCAGUCGUAGAAAAAGUGGCACAAUACAUCCCAGUAGUUGGGAAGCUACUCGGAGGCGAGAAAAACGAGGUCAAAAAGCCUGACCCAGCUCCCGAACAGAUCCCUGGCCCUCCAGAGAGGCCUGUACAUGACAUCCAAAUAGAGGAGUUCGUCCGGGAUCAGCACAGAAGCAGGACCCAAGAUCUGGAGGAUGCCAAAGUUCAAUAAGGGCAAGACGAAACGAAAAUGUACGAUUGCACAUUCAUGUCAACUGAAACAGCUGGUCCC
Pyricularia grisea is the source of this 894-nucleotide messenger RNA. RefSeq lists its product as uncharacterized. The coding region runs from base 478 to 834 and encodes 118 amino acids. The record is from RefSeq and is a predicted model, not a curated record. NCBI's taxonomy places the organism in Eukaryota, Fungi, Ascomycota, Sordariomycetes, Magnaporthales, Pyriculariaceae. The transcript has 2 exons.